AACAGGAAGUGGGAUUGUGCAGUGUUGUGCUGUCGUGAUUAGCUGCUCUCCGUUCGUUCGGUGACGUUUCUGGUCUAUUUAUUGUGUUUAGUGAUUGUUUUGGGAAACGAAAAAUAGUCCAAGUGGCGGUUGGUAUCGUGAAGUUUUCGGCGAUGAAAUUCAAUAAACCGGAACAGUGUACGAUCGGUCGAUACUUUAAGCAUAAUUAGCCCCCUUCAUGAAGUGCCGUCUCUGUGCACGAAUAACGAAAAGUUGCUCUCGCCCUGUGAACCGUACGAACCUCUCUCAUGCUGGUUAGUCUGGUUUUGUUAGUGAUCCGUGCCACAAAUAGCAUCCAACAACAUUGCGUCCGUGCUUAAAAAAAAUAUGCAAUAAGUUGUAGAAUCGUGUGUUCUAAUCUCCUAACGAUGAAUUGUACCUCUAGCGACCGCUGCUCUUAGAGCAAGUGUCGUAUUUUAAUCAACAUAAGUACAUAUAAGCAGUGAAAAGUUCAAAAACUCAACAUCGGUUGUGCGGUGAAAAAUCGUUGUCCAACUCCAGAUCCGUCUCCCAAAGAGCCUUUUGAAGGAAAUUCUCGCGCCUCGAGUUCCGCUCGCACCAGUGCGCUCCCGCUCAGAACAUUACAAUUCUCGGUCCCAUCAGCCUCAGCAGCAGCUGUGGUGCCGGGAGCCAGCAAUCGAAUCCGUCUCCGUUGUACCAGGAAGGAAGGAAGUUCAUGCACAAUAAACUCGAACAGAAAACCGCCUUCACUGUUAGGAAUUCAAAAAAGGAAAAUUAGCGUUAGAAACCGAGAGCUACUUCUCUAGAGAGCCAGUAACCACCCUUUCCGGCAGUAAAGCUACUACCGGAGGCUCGCAGGACAUUCUCGAGUGUCUGCCGUGCUCUUAUCAGCACGAAGCAAGGUGUUGGUGAGUGUUUUCCGCCGCCACUCUCUGUUUUCCAGACUUACCCUGGCCUCCUCUUGGCCAGUUCGGUUCGGUUGCUCUUUACUUCUCUUCUCUAUCGACGUUCGGUUCGUUUUUUCGCUAACCGCUAUGUGUGUGCGUGUGGAAGCCAAACUCGCCCUCCGCAUUGUUUAGAUGUGUGAAAGUGAAAUAUCAACAGAACCUUGCACCCUUUCACUACCCACAAUAUUACAAAAGUGAAAAUCUUUUCUCUCCGAGCGUCGUCGUCCGUACGUUGCCACCCGCGCCCUUGCUAGUGUUAGUGCGUCCGACAGUCACGGGGCUCUUUUGUGUGAAGGUAUUUCCUCGGUUGGCUGCUUUUAUUAUUGUUGUUGCUGCUGUUAUUUUUACUGCUGCCUCUGUUAUUGUGUGAUUACGUGCAUUUAUUGAUGUUUGGGAAGAAAAAUCUCAGCUGAGAAGAAAAAUCAUUACCACCCACUGCCGCCCAGCAUCGAACCGAAAGCGGGAGUUGAAAAGCUGGAACCACUGCGAGGGAAAGCGGGGGUGCAGGCGAAGAAUUGUUGUAAGUAGUGUGACACAUACCGUGGGGCCAAAGUGCAAAUCUAAUUUGGAAGAGUGUGCUCCGAUUAUUCGCGGAUGAAAAAUGGCUUGAAAUUAGGCAACCAACCGCGUACGACGUCACCAGUGACGACGACGACGACUGCGAGAAAGCAGUAGAAGAAAGCUACGACGACGGCGACGACGGUGGUGACGACGACCAUUUACCACAGGUGUAUGCGGUAGGAACUCUCGACCCCUGGGAAUCACCGGAGCAAAUCCAAUUAAGAAAGUGUGGAACUGCUGUGAGAAAUUAGAAAGAAGGAAAAACUUAAGACAUCACUCAAAAUGAUACCCAAAACAAUAUACUGCUUGAUGGCGCUAUUCGCGAUCCGACUAGUGAUGCCCUACGAGGAAGUGACGGAAGAACUUCCGCCAGAUCAUGUGCGGGAGUUUCAGUGUGGGAAGUUCUACUACCGAACGUUUCACCUGGACGAGGAACGGGACUCUCUCUAUGUGGGAGCAAUGGACCGAGUCUUCAGGUUGAAUCUGAAAAACGUCAGCAUGACAUCUUGUGAGCGAGAUGCCAUCGUUCUUGAUCCGUCCAGUUCGGAUAUUCGAAACUGUGUGUCGAAAGGGAAAAGUGAGAUGUUUGAUUGCAAAAACCACAUACGGGUGAUCCAACCGAUAGAUAACGGCAACCGGUUGUACAUCUGCGGAACGAACGCACACAACCCGAAGGACGUAGUGAUAUACUCCAACCUCACACAUCUAUCACGGUCAGAGUUCGUGCCCGGAAUCGGUCUCGGCAUCGCCAAAUGUCCGUACGACCCUCUGGACAAUUCGACCGCCAUCUACGUGCAGCAGGGUAACCCCGGCGAUUUUCCCGCGCUGUACUCGGGAACGAACGCUGAAUUCACCAAGGCAGACACGGUUAUUUUCCGUACCGAUCUGUACAACAUGACGACCGGCAAGAAGGUGUUCAACUUUAAGCGUACCCUGAAAUACGACUCCAAGUGGCUUGAUAAGCCGAACUUCGUGGGCACAUUCGACAUCGGGGAGUACGUUUACUUUUUCUUCCGGGAGACGGCGGUCGAGUACAUCAACUGCGGCAAAGCUGUCUACUCGCGAAUCGCACGAGUUUGCAAAAAGGACACCGGCGGCAAAAACAUCCUCAAUCAGAACUGGGCUACCUAUCUGAAGGCUCGCAUCAACUGCAGCAUUUCCGGCGAAUUUCCGUUCUACUUCAACGAGAUCCAGGAUGUAUACCAGCUGCCGUCGGAUAAAUCCAAAUUCUACGCUACCUUCACCACCAGCACCAACGGUUUGGUCGGAUCGGCGGUUUGCAGCUUCGACAUCGGAGAGGUUCAUUCUGCCUUCGCAGGCAAAUUCAAGGAGCAAGCCACAUCCAACUCGGCCUGGCUUCCGGUGCUGAACUCGAAGAUUCCGGAUCCCCGGCCGGGUACGUGCGUCAACGAUACCUCCACCCUGCCGGACUCGGUGCUCAACUUUAUCCGUUCACACCCGCUGAUGGACAGGGCCGUCAACCACGAGCACAACAAUCCGGUCUUCUACAAGCGGGAUCUCGUUUUCACCAAGCUGGUUGUGGACAAAAUUAAAAUUGACAUUCUAAAUCAGGAGUAUACUGUUUACUACAUCGGAACCAAUGCGGGUCGUAUCUACAAGAUCGUGCACUACCUCUCCAAUGGGGAGUCCAAGUCGAAAUUGUUGGACAUUUUCGAAAUUGCUCAGAACGAGGCGAUCCAGGUGAUGGAGAUUAGCCAGUCCCGUAAGUCGCUGUACGUGGCCACCGAUUAUCGCAUCAAGCAGGUCGAUUUGGCCAUGUGCAACCGACGGUACGAUAGCUGCUACCGGUGCGUCAAGGAUCCGUACUGUGGAUGGGAUAAGGACACCAGCACCUGCAAACCGUAUGAGUUGGGAUUACUGCAGGAUGUCGGUAAUGAAACUUACGAUAUCUGCGAUACCAGUGUGCUGAAGAAGAAGAUUAUCGUCACCUACGGACAAAGCGUCCACCUGGGAUGCUUCGUUAAGGUGCCGGAAAUACUGAAGGACCAAUCUGUCACCUGGUAUCACCACUCGAAGGAGAAGGGACGCUACGAGAUAAAGUACAAUCCCACGAAGUACAUCGAAACGACGGAACGUGGCUUGGUUGUGAUUUCGGUAAACGAAGCCGACGGGGGUCGGUACGAUUGUCACCUUGGCGGGUCUCUGCUCUGCAGUUACAAUAUAACCGUGGACGCUCAUAGAUGCACUCCACCGAAUAAGAGCAAUGACUAUCAGAAGAUCUACUCCGAUUGGUGCCACGAGUUCGAAAAGUACAAGUCAGCGAUGAAGACCUGGGAGAAGAAGCAAGCACAAUGUUCAUCCAAGCAAAACUAUAGCAAUCAGCAUCCCAACGAUGUUUUCCAGCGCAAUCCCAACGUCUGAUAUCAAGGACCAAACAUUGACACUUCAACAUCGAAUAGCUUGUCCACUACCUUUGGUAGGGUACUACAAUCAACUAAAUGAACUGUGAUACCCUUAAUGAUCCAAUAAUAAGAAGCAGAAGAAAAAAAAACAGAAAACAAACAAAAAAAUAGUAGGAAAUGCUGUACAGUAUUGCGAAAGUAUAUCACAAAUUGCUGGAACAAAUCUCAUCCCCGCGCGAAACCAUUCACGACGACUCGCCGACGUUUCGAUCCGUGCAAUGGGGUAAAGUACACAUUUUUGAUUUUCCUUGUUGAGCGGAAGUUAUUUGGAAAAUUGCGACAACGGAGGAAAAUCGAAUGAAAAAUCUAUAUAUAUAUAUAUAUAUAUAUAAAUUAUUACUAGCCAAUUCCAUCGAGCUUGCGAGAGAUCAUCUUAGCCCCGGAGUAAAUCGUAGAGGUUGUCAUUUUUUCAUCUCUUUCUCUGGACGUCAGUAGAGCAUUGUGUAGCGUUUCAAGAUUGUAGACGCCUCUAUUUUCCGAACCCCAAAUUGUAAAUACCGCACGCUUAAUGACUACUGCACCGUUAGAGAAGAACGACGUUACUGAACCACAGAGAUUAAGCAUAAAAAGUACUCUUUUUUUUAAAGUUUUAGUUUAUUUUUCACUAACAGGUAAUUCGUAGAUAAAAAGAUUGAUAACAAAACUAGCAUUUUAUCAAAGGAAAAGCAAUUUAACGCCACGAACCUCAGAACCCCGCAAAGAGGAGGCCCAGUGAGCUAACAAAAAAUAACACAUAAGACAAAUCAAUCCACACACGAAACACGAACCUGCCAGCAUCCCAUUUAGUCUCUCCCCUCCGUUUCUCCCUUUCUCUUUCUCAUCUAAUGUAAUAGGGACAAAAAAUACAGAACUUAUCACGCAACUCCUUUCUCAUCCAUGCAAUGACAAGCGAAAAAACCACAUCCUGUAUGCAUAUAUUCUCUCUUCAACUUGGUAGAAAUUCACUUCAUCAUACAAACAUCCAUCGAAUGUGUGUAUGUGUAUGCGUAGAGCACAGAACUAAUAGCAACAGAAGUAAAACAAAACAGAAAAAAAACAACAACAAAAAACAGAGAAUCGGUAUUUUUUUGGAGCAAAUUCGAUAUUAAUGCAAUACCCGCAGACAUAUCACCCCCCCGAUGAAAUACGAACUGGAAGUAGCGAAUUAAAGCAAGAAACAAAAAGAAAAACAACAGACGUGACAGCGAGAAUAGCAAAACAAAAGUACAUUUAAAGAAGUAACACAAAGAAUCGAUAGAAGCAAGCAAGCAAGCAAUCGCAUUUGAGUGAUGAUGAUGAGGAGGAUGUUAUUAAAACGGAAUGAAUGAAUGUAGUUCGUAGAGCCGCUGCUGGCUUCAGAGAGAAGGCGAAGCAAAAAGUUGCUGCUGCUUCGAAUGAUGAGAGCGCGAACAUUUUGUACAUAAAGAAAAGUAUUACAUUUAGCCCUAAGUUUCUAUUAGACGGUUAAGACUGAGAAGUAAGAACAAUGUUUAAUUUGAUUUCUUAUAACUGCUUUUUUGUACGUGAAUCUAAUAAUGACAAUAAUUGUCACCAAAUAAAAAAAAAACUGAAUAAAAAAUUAUGGUUA
Molecule: messenger RNA, 5498 nt
Organism: Wyeomyia smithii (pitcher-plant mosquito)
Lineage: Eukaryota; Metazoa; Arthropoda; Insecta; Diptera; Culicidae
Gene: Sema2a
Product: semaphorin-2A
Exons: 16
Coding region: 1791-3890 (699 amino acids)
Biological process (GO): semaphorin-plexin signaling pathway; axon guidance; positive regulation of cell migration
Molecular function (GO): semaphorin receptor binding; chemorepellent activity
Source: RefSeq, a predicted model, not a curated record